Molecule: messenger RNA, 1096 nt
Organism: Dioscorea cayenensis subsp. rotundata (Guinea yam)
Lineage: Eukaryota; Viridiplantae; Streptophyta; Magnoliopsida; Dioscoreales; Dioscoreaceae
Exons: 4
Coding region: 74-871 (265 amino acids)
Source: RefSeq, a predicted model, not a curated record
CUGCUGCGGCGCGGUAGCGGUCAGCGGAGUGAGAUCCAUUCGGCAUUCGGCAUUCGGCAUUCGGCAUUCGGCGAUGCCGGGCCCGGGUCCGCACACGAUGUACGCGCUGGGCACGGGCAUUGCGCUGAUGCACGUCACACGUGGCUCGUUUAGCCCGCACCACUGCCUCUUCUACGCUACCAACGCCUUCCUUGGCCCCGAUCUCGGCUCCUUCUCCGAAUGGCUCACUUCCUCCGCCAUAGGCCUCGGCCAAGGCUUCGGUUCUCUUGCUAUGGACUUCAUCCAUCAUCCCUUCUACUACCCUUUCCUCCUUGGCCUGCCUCUCGCCCUCUUCUACUCUUGGCUUUCUGGUAUACUUUUCCGUGGUGGGUUUCUCGAUUCUCUUUCUGGGCAGGUUCCGCUUAGCAGAUGGCAGUGCUUCUUGUUGGUCUGCGCGGGCUCGCUGUCCCACUUUUUCUUGGAUCAUUUGUUUGAGGAAAAUGGCCAUUCUUCUACAUAUUCUUGGAUUUUGAGCACAGGCUGGUGGGAAGGUGCAGCUCCUAUUAAUCAAGAUGCUGUUCUUGUUGUGGGAUUCUUAUGCACUUGCUUAUUUAUAGGCUUUGUUUACAUUAACAGGGUCAAGCAUAACAGUUCUGUUGUCACAAAAUCAAGUCAAUCAAUGAGACUUAUUUUGGCUAUCGGAAGCCUGUACUGCCUAUGGUGCACUAGUCAGAUAUACUGGAGGAAUCCUCCACAGCCAGCAAUCGGUGAAGAGGCUGAUCUUGGUGUUCUUAUAUUUCUCACUAUUUAUUUUUUCCUCCCGCAUGGCUUAUGCAUCCUUUCUAUGAACCCGAAAUACCAUCUCGACACACCAGAAGAACUACCAUUGUAGCAACGCUUGCUCAAUUUCAGUCUGAAGAACUGUAAUAUUCUUGUAUACGUAAUUAAAUUGGUUGAACGCCAUAUCAAUGUUGGUAACUUGUUAAUGAUAUCUUAUUGUGUUUGGAAAUUCGCAGAAGAUUAUGUAGAGACUUGAAAAUGAACAUGACCACGAUAUUGUGUACAGUUUCUUGCUUGUUUGUAUGAAUUAUGUUUAUUUGAGGGCAGUAAAAUUUAA